AUGAAUAAAGAACUGUUAAUAGAUGCUGGUCUACGAUUAUCUCGUUUACGGAUGUAUCCAUAUUUUGAUAUAUGCCAUUAUUUAAUAACAUCAACAAUGGUUAGAGAUGAUAUUUUAUUACAUCAAACAACUACUCCAAAUUUUUCUCGUCGUCAUCCUUUAUCUUGUUGGCUAUCAUCUAUGCUAUUAUGUUUUGCUGGUUCUAUAAUGUCAAAUUUUUUACUUGGUGAAUCUCCCAUUAAAGAUUUUCAACAACAUCAACAUUUAUUAUUAGCUUCAAUAUGUUGGUAUCUGGUAUUUUAUUCUCCGUUUGAUCUGAUAUAUAAAUUAUUAAAAUUUAUGCCAAUUAAAUUAUUUGUAGGAAUUAUGAAAGAAAUUCAACGAACAAAAAAAAUCUAUGAUGGUGUACACCACACGAUGCACAUUUAUCCAGAUGCAUACAUCAUUAUUGUUAUUAUUGGAACAGUUAAAGGUUGUGCUGGUUCAGUAAUGGCAUCAGUAGAUCGUUUUGUUCGAGGUGUUUGGCUACCAAAUCAACAUGAAUUUUUAUAUCCAACUUUUGCAACAAAAGCAUGCAUGAUAUCAGCGAUUAUAUUUACAAUGGAACAUUAUUCAUUAAUUAAAUUUGAUCGUGAAUUAAUUUAUUUAUGCGUUGCUAGUGCAUUUAUUUAUGUUAAAAUUAUUUCUGUUUUCUUCAAACAAUAUGAUCCAUUGAUGCCAUUUGAAAAUCUAUCUUGUGGAUUAUUAUUCAAUAGUUGGGUCGAUGCUGUGUCUGAUGCAUUUCAUCGUACACAAGCUGCAACAACAUCAGGUGCCUCAUCUUUAGCUUCGUCAACAAGUUUAACUCCAAUAGCUGGUUCCUCUUCCUCAUCAUCAACAGCUAUUGUUAGUAAGAAAGAUGGAAUGAAUGGAAGUAUAAUGGGAGAUGGUGUACAACAAGCGAAAGGAUUAGAUUUAAAGAAACGAGAAUAG
Messenger RNA from Didymodactylos carnosus, 972 nucleotides. The record is from the annotation of a GenBank genome assembly. NCBI's taxonomy places the organism in Eukaryota, Metazoa, Rotifera, Eurotatoria, Philodinida, Philodinidae.